CUACCACUCCCACAAUCCCCUGCGCGCUCCUACAGUAUGGAAUCUUCGUGAAUCGUAAACACAUCGCAUCAAGAAAGUUAUUGAACUGAGAUAAUAAAAUGGCAGCAGAUUCCAGUGACAGAAAGGAGGCAGAGUCCUCCGUGGCCAAAGACCGGGAGAGGAAACGCAGUCGGUCCAGAGAGCGGGACAGAGACCGUAAGGGGUCACCGUCACGAAAGCGGCAUCGUUCUCGUGAGCGUAACAGGUCCAAAUCUGCAGAGAGAGAUCGCCGAGCAAAAGACAAAGACAGAGACAAGGAUCGUGACAGAGAAAAGGACAGAGACAGAAGUCGUAAAGACAGAGAUAGCCAUCGGCGAGACAAAGAUCGCAAAAAGUCCAGAAGUCUAUCUCCCAGAUCUAAAGAUGCCAAAAUUAAGAAGGAAAAAGACAUAAAGACUGAGGAGGAAGAAGAAGAUACAAAGAAGAAAGAGAAAGUCCAACCACUCUCCUUAGAGGAGCUUCUGGCAAAGAAAAAAGCAGAAGAGGAAGCCGAGGCGAAGCCCAAGUUCUUGUCCAAGGCUGAGCGAGAGGCUGAGGCAAUAAAACGUCGUGAGCAACAGAUGGAAGAAAGAAAAAGAAUGAUUGAUGAAGAAAGAAAGAAGAGAAGGGUUUUUCAGGAUAUGGGGCGUAAAAUGCUGGAAGAUCCUCAGGAGAGGGAGAGACGAGAAAGAAGAGAGCGCAUGGAGCGAGAGAACAAUGGGAAUGAGGAGGAUGAUGGACGACAGAAGCUCAGAGAAGAAAAAGACAAAGGCAAAGAAUUAGUGGCCAUUAAGGAGCGCUACCUUGGUGGGAUGAAAAAGCGCAGAAGAACUCGACACUUAAAUGACAGGAAGUUUGUGUUUGAAUGGGAUGCUUCCGAAGACACAUCGGUAGACUACAACCCAAUAUACAAAGAAAAACACCAAGUUCAGCUGUAUGGACGAGGAUUCAUCGCCGGCAUCGACUUAAAGCAGCAGAAGAGAGAGCAGUCUCGUUUCUAUGGCGAUCUGAUGGAAAAGAGACGUACAACAGAGGAGAAGGAGCAAGAGGAGACAAGGUUGAAGAAGAUGCGUAAGAAGGAGGCCAAGCAACGCUGGGACGACAGGCAUUGGUCUCAGAAGAAACUGGAUGAAAUGACGGACAGAGACUGGAGAAUCUUCCGAGAGGAUUACAGCAUCACCACCAAAGGAGGCAAGAUCCCCAACCCCAUCCGCACAUGGAAGGAGUAUGCCCUGCCCGCUCACAUCCUGGAGGUCAUCGACAAAUGUGGAUACAAGGAUCCAACACCUAUUCAGAGGCAGGCCAUUCCCAUUGGACUCCAGAACAGAGACAUCAUCGGUGUGGCUGAGACUGGCAGUGGUAAAACUGCUGCUUUCCUCAUUCCACUACUCGUCUGGAUCACAACUCUGCCCAAAAUCGACAGGAUUGAGGACUCUGAUCAGGGCCCUUAUGCUGUUAUUUUGGCCCCCACUCGUGAGUUGGCUCAGCAGAUUGAAGAAGAGACCAUCAAGUUUGGAAAACCUCUGGGGAUCCGAACAGUGGCUGUUAUCGGAGGUAUCUCCAGAGAAGACCAGGGCUUCAGGCUCAGGAUGGGCUGUGAGAUUGUGAUUGCAACUCCUGGUCGUCUCAUUGAUGUUUUGGAGAACCGUUACCUGGUCCUGAGCAGGUGCACAUAUGUGGUCUUGGACGAGGCCGACAGAAUGAUUGACAUGGGCUUUGAACCUGAUGUCCAGAAGAUCUUAGAGUACAUCCCAGUGACCAAUCAGAAACCAGACACAGAUGAAGCCGAGGAUCCGGAAAAGAUGAUGGCCAACUUUGAGUCUGGGAAACACAAAUACAGACAAACUGUCAUGUUCACAGCCACCAUGCCUCCAGCUGUGGAGAGAUUGGCACGAAGUUACCUGCGACGCCCCGCUGUGGUGUACAUCGGGUCUGCCGGCAAACCCCAUGAGAGAGUUGAACAGAAGGUUCUGCUUAUGGGAGAAGGAGAGAAAAGGAAGAAGUUGUUGGAAGUUUUGUCUCACGGUUUCGAGCCUCCGAUCAUUAUUUUUGUCAACCAGAAGAAAGGUUGCGAUGUGUUGGCUAAAUCUCUGGAGAAGAUGGGGUACAAUGCGUGUACGCUGCAUGGUGGAAAGGGCCAGGAGCAGAGAGAGUUUGCUCUGUCCAACCUCAAAGCCGGAGCCAAAGACAUCCUGGUGGCCACAGAUGUUGCUGGUCGUGGUAUUGACAUCCAGGAUGUGUCAAUGGUCCUCAACUACGACAUGGCCAAGAACAUAGAAGAUUACAUCCAUCGUAUCGGUCGUACGGGUCGUGCUGGUAAGAGCGGUGUUGCCAUGACCUUCCUCACUAAAGAAGAUUCUGCAGUUUUCUACGACCUCAAACAGGCCAUUUUGGAGAGUCCAGUUUCUACCUGCCCCCCCGAGCUCGCCAACCACCCCGAUGCUCAGCACAAACCUGGCACCAUCCUCACCAAGAAGAGGAGAGAGGAGACUAUAUUUGCGUAAUUCCCCUGUUGUUUUUCUUUUUUUUUUGUAAUAAAGUGGAUAAAUUAUCCCACUUGCGUUGUGCUCAGGGCUUUAUUUUAAAGGUUCUCUAUGUAACUUUGUGGAUAUAGGGUCUGAUAACUGGUUGUCUGUGUAAUUUUUGUAUUUUUGUAUUGCUUGGAAUCUUGCAGUCGGGUAUUAAGCAUAUAUAGUUAACAUUUAUUCAGUUCAUGUAUUUUUAUUGGUCAAAAUAUUCCUUGAAAAACAUGGAUUGCCUCCACAGAUUUGACCUGUAACUUGGCCUGGUGGCAUCACCAGGACUUAGUCAUUUAUUCAAUUAAAGGUGUCUUUAUUGUGAAAAAAAGUCCUUGCCCUAAAAGCAUGCAUUUUUACUCUGAGUUUGGUAGUAAGCUGGUAACUGUAUUGUGGCCUUUUUUGUCUGUUUAGAUAGGUAUGUUUAAUGCUAUACUGUGGCACAUUCCAGGCAAAGCAAUUACCUCUCCAUGGAGACAAGCAGAUAGUGGACUCUCCACCAGAAAAGUUACAUAGUGCACCUUUAAAUAAUAUGACCCACAGUGGCCAGUCGAAGCCCUUUUAUUGUAAAUGACUUGAAAUUGCAAAACAUUGACAAACUAGCAGCAGAUUACACUUUAAGUGUGUAGGCUUCUCAUUUUUAAGUGUACAAUAAACUGUAAACGUAAUACGAUUUAAACCUUUGUACAUUGUCAUUGUUCAAAAUGUGAAGUUUGUUGAAAGUAGAAAUGAUUUUCAGUCUUUUCUCAGAUUGAGACCAAUACACAAUGAUGCAUCUUUUGUACUAUUUGGAGCUCAGUGGUCCCAUUCACCCCUCAGGUUUCAGAAGUAAAAUGCCCAUAAAUUUUACCCACGGAAUGAAUUAUCAGCUAUAUGGAAAGUAUACUUCUCAGUUAAUUAAUGUAAACUUCAAAUCUCAACCAUUUAAAACAUUUAGCUGAAUUGUAUAUUUUAAGAACGUUUGUUUUAAUAAAAUAAUCAGGUCUCAAUACAGGAAUCUUUCAAAAAGUCUAUGGGGAAAAUGAAUGGAAACUCUAUUAACAGUACUAUACCAGGCUUAAAGUGGACGGGACUGAAGCUCAAAAAAGAAUACUUGACUGUUUCAUAUUUACACUUUAUUGGCUAAAUAGUUAAAGUGAAAGUGUUUUGCUGGUGAAUAAUAAACACAAAAGACCCAACCAUUAAAAGUACAUAAAAUGUUA
Molecule: messenger RNA, 3736 nt
Organism: Boleophthalmus pectinirostris (great blue-spotted mudskipper)
Lineage: Eukaryota; Metazoa; Chordata; Actinopteri; Gobiiformes; Gobiidae
Gene: ddx23
Product: DEAD (Asp-Glu-Ala-Asp) box polypeptide 23
Exons: 17
Coding region: 99-2522 (807 amino acids)
Biological process (GO): mRNA splicing, via spliceosome
Cellular component (GO): catalytic step 2 spliceosome
Molecular function (GO): ATP binding; RNA helicase activity; RNA binding
Source: RefSeq, a predicted model, not a curated record